Messenger RNA from Striga asiatica, 987 nucleotides. The record is from the annotation of a GenBank genome assembly. NCBI's taxonomy places the organism in Eukaryota, Viridiplantae, Streptophyta, Magnoliopsida, Lamiales, Orobanchaceae.
AAGAGAUUAAGAGAAUUGAACAGAGAGACGGGAUCCAAUUUCAUUCACAAUUCACAAACCGUAAUCCCUAGGCUCUCACUCUCAAGUCUCAUCUCGACAUCUCUUAUUCGUCUCUCUCAACCCCGGCGUGCGGCGAGUCGGCGACCUUCGAGCGGUGGGACCUCGACUCGUUUGGCGACUGGCGAGCGGCGAACCUUCAAGGGGCAGCAGCAGUGUCUAGCGGCAAGGGGCAGUGCCGCAGCAGCAGGGUCUCCGAGCGGCGCCGGCAACGACAAAGCAACUCCAUUUCGGUAAAGGGAUUAAAGCUCCAGGCUUGUGGGAUCUUUGGGACUGGUCUAAAUCGCUCAAGUAUAUCUCCCAUGUCAUCUGCAAAUGUGUUAGUGAAGCCAUUGGUGAUUCAGGCUAGAGCCCAUCAGAGGACAGAGAGUCCUAAGAUUCGCAAUCGAAGAUUAAGAGAAAAGUUUAACGGGACAGCCAUUAGGCCGAGGCUUUCGGUGUUUUGCUCAAAAAAGCAGUUGUAUGCUAUGUUAGUAGAUGACCAAAAGAAAAAGUGCUUGUUCUAUGGAAGCACUCUUCAGAAAUCCAUGCAAAAUGAUCCAGCUUGCACUACUGCUGAGGCAGCUAAACGUGUUGGGGAAGAGCUUAUCAAGACAUGUGUGGAUCUCAACAUAAACAAGAUCUUGUCGUAUGAUCGAAAUGGCUUGGCUUGCGGUGAACGAAUGCAAGCCUUCGAAAUUGCUAUGUACAGCCAUGGUUUCUUGCCUCGAUAGAAUCUACUCUAGUGUUUAUAAAUGUGACCAUUUUGAUACUAUAUUUUAGACUGCAACGAAUGUGUAUCAUAAAAAAUGACAGUGUAAUACAUCAUCAUGGAUCUCCAACACCCUGUUUUUUUUACUAAUCCGUAAUGGACUCAAAACUUGAAUUUGUUGUUUCAUGUGAAUGAAGUGUGUUUUUUUAGAUCGUGUGACGGGUUGACUUGUAAGCACC